Messenger RNA from Ctenocephalides felis (cat flea), 1068 nucleotides. Its product is annotated as dnaJ homolog subfamily B member 13-like. Gene Ontology annotation, cellular component: cytosol. The transcript has a single exon. Bases 1 to 1068 code for a protein of 355 amino acids. The record is from RefSeq and is a predicted model, not a curated record. Gene Ontology annotation, molecular function: protein-folding chaperone binding. Lineage: Eukaryota; Metazoa; Arthropoda; Insecta; Siphonaptera; Pulicidae.
AUGGGUAUUGACUAUUACGGAGUUUUUUCUUUGAACCGAACAUGUACUCUGCUGGAUAUCAAGAAGAAAUACCGGCAGUUAGCAUUGGCAUUACAUCCUCUGAAAAAACCAAAUCCCCCUGGACAACCUGCGCCUAUCAUUGCUCCGCCGACUGUUACUUGGGAAUUAAUCGGUGAGGCGUAUGAAGUGCUGAGCGAUCCCUUAAGAAGAGAAAUAUUUGACCAAUUUGGUCAAGAAGGUUUACAACAAGGUGUCCCGACUCCAGACGGGUUUGUACCACCAUAUGUGUAUCACGGUGAUGCAAUGAAAACAUAUCAAGAUUUUUUUGGCUCCACAUCACCUUACGUAAAUAUACUAGACGCAUUUGAUGAUCCACAAACAUCACAUAUCCUUCCAAUCUGUCGCGGAUUGAAAGCUAAAGAUCCACCAAUUAUUCAACCAUUGUUACUAACCCUUAGCGAGGUUUUCCAUGGUGGAAUAAAAAAGAUGAAAAUUCAACGAAAAGUUUUCAUUGAUGAACAUCAAGCUGUAACGAGGGUGAAGGAAAAGAUAUUGGAUAUUCCCAUCAAGAGAGGAAUUUUGCCUGGAACCAGAAUAACAUUUGAAAAAGAAGGUGAUCAGGGACCUACAAAUGAAGCAGCUGACAUAAUAUUUGUAAUAACGGAUCGACCCCACGAAGUGUUUUCGCGAAUCGGCGCGCAUUUAGUUAUGGAUGUUAAAGUUGGUCUUAAAGAUGCUUUAUGCGGUACCAGCGUUACAGUGCACACCUUAGACAGAAGAAUCAUUCGAAUUCCUAUAACUACCAUCAUAAAUCCCGCAUAUGAAAAAAUUGUAGUCGGAGAAGGAAUGCCUCGAAUAGAAGAUCCAAAACUAAAAGGAGAUUUAAUUAUUAAAUUUAGUGUAACAUUUCCUACAUAUUUACCGAAAGCAAGUAAACAACUAAUUGCUAAAGCUUUCCACACUGCGGAACAAGAUGGAGGAAAAUUGACUUCAGACAAUAUAAACAGAUUAAUAUUAACAGAUAAAAUGAACCGCAUUGCUCUUAAAGAUAGAUUACCUAAAUUUUAA